AUUACCAGUGAUGAGACUAGCCUAUUUGAAGAAUAAUCUAGUUAUAACAAUUCAUGACCAUCCAUGCUGUGUAAAUCCUUUCAUGGGAUACACCAAACUACUUAACACAACGACCAAAAGAUAACACAAGCAGUCUUCAGAAAAUGGCUCCAGGAGUUUCCAGUUAUCAUUAUCGUGAAGUUCCUCCUUCCUUCUCUUUCUCUGGAUCUGGAUUCCUGGCCACCUACCAGUUAGGUGUUGCCCAGGGCUUUUUAAAUCAUGCACCCUGGAUACUGCGGACAGCACCUUGUGUCCUGGGUGCAUCUGCUGGGUCCUUGGUAGCAGCUGCUGUAGUAUGUGAAAUGAGCCUGACUACUAUCCGGGAUGAAAUGCUACAUUUUGCCAAACAGGUUAAGGCUUUUACACUUGGACCAUUUAACCCCUCAAUCAAUGUUUUCCACUGGUUAGAGUUAAUUUUACACAAACAUCUUCCGUCUGAUGCGCACCAACUGGCCAGUGGGCGUCUAGCUGUGGCUAUGACCCGCCUGACUGAUAGUAAGCUCAUUAUCAUGUCUGACUUCCACUCCAAAGAGGAUGUAGUACAGGCUUUGCUGUGUAGCUGCUUUGUGCCAGGGUACUGCGGUAUGGCGCCUCCAACCUUCAAAGGAGAACAUUAUGUAGAUGGGGGUUUCAGCAGCAUGGUGCCAAAAUUGCCUAUACCGUGCAGUCACAUCUUGACGGUGUCUCCAUUCUCUGGAGAGAUAGACAUCUGUCCUGCCGACACACCUUCCAUGUGGAACAUGGUAGUGAGUGGAACAACCUUGAAGGGCAACAUUGCUAACAGCUUCAGGGUCAUCAAUGCUCUCUACCCCAUUGAUCUGGAGACUCUGGAACAAGCCUACGACAGCGGCUACAAAGAUGCUAUUCAUUUCCUUCUGAGCAAUGAUCUUGUCCCACAUUUUAUGAUAGACAAAGUACCCCAAGGGCAACUUAACUAUAACCAAACUAAAACGUGGAUCCACCUGGAGAGCAACACAGAGAAAGAGGAAGAGAUGAAGGUGGACAAAGAGACCAUUACACUGACAUCGUUUGCAGACAGUACAUGCAUGCAGACAGACAGCUGUACUGAGCACAAAUUGACUGGAGAUCGGCCAAUUAAAGACCCUCGUCUUUACUAUUUUGACAUGGUUAAGAAAGUUCUUCUGGGCAACAUGGGGACUUAUCUGAGCAUGUUUGGACUCACUACAAGAAUCUUAUUCUACCUGCUUCUUCCUAUCAUGCUGUCAUUUUACGCCAUACACCGAAGUAGUCACAGGCUGGAGUUGUUGUUCAGACAGGCACCCACGUUGCUGUUCUGGGUGUGGCAUGGCCUCAGACACAUUACAUCCUUCUUUCUCAACACAUUUGUCUGCACCCUUGUGAAGAACAUGAAGGACUGGAUUAUGCCAAUCAUCCUGCUGUUGGAGUAUGUGAAAAUUCAAGCACAAUAUGAAGCUCCACAAUGGCAGAAGCACGCAACAUCUCGCAAUGAGUUUCCCUCUUCUGCUCAUUCAGAAGAUAUCAGGCAUGGGAGUCUGCACAGACAGUUCAUCACUCCAUCACGAGAUUGCAAAAAAACAAAAUAACAGAAUAUGUACACAGAGUUGCUGACUUUUUGCACAUAAGGUGUUCAAUGUAAUGUUGUAUGUUAAGCCUGGUUUUGUUUGAUGUAAGCUGGUUAAAAUAUUUCUAUUAUUUUAAAUAGUUUAAGGCCUAGUUGUGGUAAUAACUGGUAUAAGGCGACACUACUUUUACCCUAUGACAGAAAAGCAUUAAGACUGAAGGUGGCAUAAGGUGGCCAGUUAAUGUCUUCCUACUGGAAGCAUGAAUGUGAAAAUACUGUGUGGUCCAAACUAAGUUGUCAUGAGAUAUGCUUUAUUGGAAAUGAAAAGUCUGGCCUGAUGUUGCAUUAGGUAAUGAGGUCACAUACUGUAGAGUUGAAAUCAAAUCUGAAGACGAUUCAUUAGGAAUCAUCCUUGGUGGAAGUGUACAUUCAUAAGUUAAGGUUUGUGUUAUGCUGUACAGCUAUAUAAUUGUAAUGUUUAAUAUUAUUCUAUGUUUGGCCUAAUUAACAGAAUCAAACCACAUUGUUAAAUCUCUAAAAUACUCAUGUGUUUUAAAGCAUACUGUGAUUUCUGUUGCUAAACCACAAACACUGACUGCUGACACAAGUGUGGAUGUCAGUGGUUCAUCAGCUGACUUGUGUGAAAAACAAAUAAUCAAUUAUAGGACAUUUUUGUGGCUCAUCCCUGACAAAAUAUUUGCGGUUUCAGUCAAGUCUAGAGUAGCUUCAGGGCGUUUCUCUAGACUGUUCCUAAUUUCAUUUCCCCAUGAGAGGUGACAAGUAGUCCUGUGAUGUGCUAUUUGAACACUGUACUCUUUCACUCCUGGUUUCCCUGAGCGAAAGCAUUCACUACCUCACUAAUAAUGUUCAUUGAUUUAAUGUUAAAGUUCAGUAACCUUCAGAAUGCCCUCAUUUCUUUUUCAGGAGGCUGCAGGAAGUUCUGCACAUUACUACGUGCUAUGACGCAGAAACCAUUGACUUUCUGCAAAGACUGCAAAGUGAUUUUCUCAUACUAUUUGUCCUGUACUAUAUAUAUAUUGGCUUGUACAAUGUAUUUGUAAGGUGAUCAUUUAACCUAUAAUAUUUAAACAGCUAUA
This is a messenger RNA of Larimichthys crocea (large yellow croaker), 2679 nucleotides long. RefSeq names its product patatin-like phospholipase domain containing 1 (gene pnpla1). Gene Ontology annotation, biological process: triglyceride catabolic process; lipid homeostasis. Gene Ontology annotation, cellular component: lipid droplet; cytoplasm; membrane. The record is from RefSeq and is a predicted model, not a curated record. The transcript has 10 exons. Gene Ontology annotation, molecular function: triacylglycerol lipase activity. NCBI's taxonomy places the organism in Eukaryota, Metazoa, Chordata, Actinopteri, Sciaenidae. Bases 144 to 1604 code for a protein of 486 amino acids.